AUGUCGUCCAAGUCCCGCAAGAAGGUCCUGCUGAUGGGCAAGUCAGGCUCAGGGAAGACGUCAAUGCGUGCCAUCAUCUUCAAGUCGCAGUUGGCGGCCGACACCAGGCGACUCGGCGCGACCAUUGAUGUCGAGAGCAGCCAGAUCAAGUUCCUGGGUGGAUUGCGGCUGGACUUGUGGGACUGCGGUGGACAGGACUCCUUCAUAGACUCGCACCUGACGGCGCAGUCCUCGACUGUGUUCCGCUCCGUCCAUUCCCUCAUCUACAUCUUCGACGCCGAGUCCCCUGAACUCCUCACCUCCGACACCGCCUACUUCCUCAAGUGUCUCCGAACCUUGCGCGACCAGAACCCUGUGUCCACUUCGUCGAACGGUUCAGGCGAAGACGGUGGUCCGACGGUCUUUGUCCUGCUGCACAAGAUGGACCUGGUGCCGGUGGAUAUGCAAGCGAGCAAGUUGGCAGAGUUUGAGGCGGAAGUGACGAAGAAGGCGCGAGAGUCGGGGUAUCAGGGCGGGUUGCAGUUCUACGGGACGAGCAUCUGGAACGAGACGCUCUACAAGGCCUGGUCAAUUGUCAUGUCGCACCUCAUGCCCUCCCUUUCCUCCCUCCGAACGCAUCUCUCCCACUUCCUUUCCCUCUCCUCCGCCUCCGAAGUCGUUCUCUUCGAGCGGACCACCUUCCUCGUCAUCUCGUCGGUCACGAAUGAGCAAGAAGUGCACGACACGGAGUGGGACGAGCGGCGGUUCGAGCGGAUCAGCACGAUGGUCAAGGCGUUCAAGCUCGGGUGCUCCAAAAUCCGCUCGCCCUUCUCCUCGCUUGUCGUCUCGACGCAACAUUACACGGCAGUACUCGACUCGUUGACGCCGGAGACAUACAUCCUCGUCAUCGCGCGAGGGGAGAUUCAACCCGCCGCCAUCGAGCUCAACAUCCGUCUCGCCCGUCCGCACUUUGGCAAGCUCGAAGCCAUCGGAAUGGCGCGCUGA
Messenger RNA from Rhodotorula toruloides NP11, 984 nucleotides. Its product is annotated as Ras-related GTP-binding protein A. The record is from RefSeq and is a predicted model, not a curated record. NCBI's taxonomy places the organism in Eukaryota, Fungi, Basidiomycota, Microbotryomycetes, Sporidiobolales, Sporidiobolaceae. Gene Ontology annotation, cellular component: fungal-type vacuole membrane; nucleus; Gtr1-Gtr2 GTPase complex. The transcript has 6 exons. Gene Ontology annotation, molecular function: GTPase activity; GTP binding. Gene Ontology annotation, biological process: cellular response to amino acid stimulus; positive regulation of TOR signaling; cellular response to starvation. Bases 1 to 984 code for a protein of 327 amino acids.